This is a messenger RNA of Balaenoptera ricei (Rice's whale), 1017 nucleotides long. Its product is annotated as phosphatidylinositol-binding clathrin assembly protein-like. Gene Ontology annotation, molecular function: 1-phosphatidylinositol binding; SNARE binding; clathrin heavy chain binding. The record is from RefSeq and is a predicted model, not a curated record. Gene Ontology annotation, biological process: clathrin coat assembly; clathrin-dependent endocytosis; synaptic vesicle budding from presynaptic endocytic zone membrane. The coding region runs from base 1 to 1017 and encodes 338 amino acids. Gene Ontology annotation, cellular component: clathrin-coated pit; synaptic vesicle; clathrin-coated vesicle. The transcript is spliced from 10 exons. NCBI's taxonomy places the organism in Eukaryota, Metazoa, Chordata, Mammalia, Artiodactyla, Balaenopteridae.
AUGGGGUCGUCCGCAUCCAAGGCUGCCCUCAGAGCGACCACCGAUGAGCCCUCCGAGCCCGGGCCGAAACACCUGGCGGAUCUAAUCCAAUACAUAAAUGGAACAAAUAGGAGUGUUGAACAUCUGGCUGAUAUUCUUUCUGAGAAAACUAGGAGCAGCAGCUGGGUGGUGGUGUUCAAAGCCCUGAUUACUGUGCAUCACCUUAUGGUGCAUGGAAAUGAGCGAUUCAUCCAACAUCUUGCAUCUAGAAACUCUUUGUUCACUUUAUACAACUUCCUGGAUAAAAGUGUCAUAGAAGGCUAUACUAUGUCAACCUUCAUCAGACGAUAUAGCAGGUACUUGAAUGAAAAGUCACUCGCAUAUAGACUGAUUGCAUAUGACAUCACCAAAACCAAGAGAGGGACGGAUGGUGUGAUGAGAACGAUGAACACUGAGGAGCUGCUGAACACUCUUGCGGUUAUUCAAACUCUGUUUGAUGCUCUUCUUUAUUUUAAUGCAAAUCCUGACGAAAUAACUAAUGGUAUAAUACAUGCUGCUUUCAUGCUCCUCUUUAAGGAUUUUCUUCGCCUCUUUGCAGCCUAUAAUGAGGGGAUCCUUAAUCUGCUAGGCAAGUAUUUUGACAUGAGGAAGAACCAAUGCAAGGAAAGUUUGGGUAUUUACAUCAGGUUCCUUGAAAGAACGACCAAAUUGGCACAGUUCCUGAAAGUUGCAAAGCAAGUUGGAAUUGACCAGAAUGACAUUCCAUAUCUUAAUCAGUGCCUGACUGUGAUGUGGCAGACCUGCCUUGGUUGGGACUGGAGGAAUGGGGAGAAGUCUGUAAAGAGAGAGAGGGUGAUGAUGUGGGGUGAGGAAAUUGAGAGGAUUUGGGAUCCAGAACACGGUGCAUCCAGCAGUGGCCUCAGAGCCGUUCAAACCUACGUCUCUGGGCCGCACCCCUCAUCAGAGCUCCAGGGGCACAAACUCGGGGACCUAGCAGAUGGUUCCGCCCUGCUGGGUACCAGCUUCGCCUUAGCAUAG